Messenger RNA from Zeugodacus cucurbitae (melon fly), 3377 nucleotides. RefSeq names its product thyrotropin-releasing hormone receptor (gene CNMaR). The record is from RefSeq and is a predicted model, not a curated record. Lineage: Eukaryota; Metazoa; Arthropoda; Insecta; Diptera; Tephritidae. Gene Ontology annotation, biological process: G protein-coupled receptor signaling pathway. Bases 1360 to 2790 code for a protein of 476 amino acids. Gene Ontology annotation, molecular function: G protein-coupled receptor activity. The transcript has 6 exons. Gene Ontology annotation, cellular component: plasma membrane.
CAACUUUGUCUACGAAUUAUUGCCAAAUAUUUGGUAUUGUUUAUGUGUGAAUUGUGUGUGUUAUGUACAUACUGCCAUGUAUUGUUGUAUAUUAUUGUAGCAGCCUAUGCGCUAAGCGGAUCAGUACUGAUGAUAUAAUGAAUUAUAAAGGAUUAAGAGUAAAACGUCAACUUUACAAAGGAAAACAACACAAAGUUAAGUGCGUGAGAAUGAACCACUAAUGGACUUAAGUGUUUGAAGCGACUUACGCAAGACACAAGUGGAGAGUGAAAAUUUACAAGAGAAUUGCAAAAACAAAAAUAAUCAUAAUAUUUGCAAAGGCAAGGCAUAACAUAAAGCAGAUAUGCGUUAAAAUGACAAAAACAAAAAAUAACAUAACAUAGCAUAGCAUAACAUAAGAAAACAUAUUAAGUGUAACCGGCGAAAUUUGCAGUUGGUUGGAGAAGUGUCACCAAAAACAAGCAGAAUUUUAGCGAUUGAACAGCUUACGGAAGCUGACCAACCUGUGUAAGAGUUAAGAAUAAAAACAAAAAAAAAAAAAAAAUAAUAACAACAACAAAAAAUAUUAAUAAUAAUAAUACUGAAGAAAAGUGAAAGUGUUGCAUAUGAAAGAUUUGCUGUAGCGACAUGGAAUAAGCUGUCAACCAGCGCGUUGGCGUUUGCUGGUGUGCUUUAAGUGUGUCGGUGAGUGUCUGUGUAUGAGAUCAAAGUGAACAAAAGUGAAACCGUUAGACAAAGUCAAUGCAUAAGCCCUUGAGCUACGCGCGCAAAUAACCAUUUGCAAAUACCAAAUGGAUGGCACUGGUUGCACUUAACACAAGCAAAAACAAUAGCAACAACAACAAAUGCAAAAUAAAAUUGUUAAAAGUAAGCAUAACAACAGUAAAAUACUGCUUUGAAGCUUUCAAGCUUUGAAGAACAAUUUGCACUCGAAGAGCAAUCAAUUAAGGCGACAGUGCAAAAGAGAGAGGGCGAAAAAAAAAAUUAACAAAAGUAAUUAACAUUGCGACAACAACAAACACACGAUAAUACAUAGAGUAUGCAGAAAUUAUAACAACAACAAUAAUAAAAAAGUACAACAACAAAAAUAAAAAAGUACAACAACAAAAAUAAUAAAAAGUACAACAACAACAAUCAACCAGCAGACACUCUUUGUGCACUUGACGCUGCUAAGCCGCUUGGCAUACACAAAUUAUAAACCCACAAUGUCACUCGUCUGCCACCACCACCACAAUAAGACCAAAGCGUACACACGCGCACAACGCUCAGUGUCUACAUGAGCCUGACAAAGCAGCCAAUCCCAAUCACGUCGAACGUAAUUAUUUUGAGACAUAAGCAUAGCAGCUAAGAAGUAGAGCUAUGCCGGCAGCUGCUUACACGCGACCACUCAUGGCGAUGGCGACCAGCAUCGCUGCCGCAGCAGCAGCAACCAUGUAUUAUGAUGAUGACCAACAAGAGCAACAGCAGCAACAAGAACAACAACAACAACAACAACAACAACCACAACAAGAGCAACAUGCAGCGAGCAACAUCGUCGAGCAACUGCUUAAUGAUACGCUCAUAUUGCUUGACGGCAGUGCGCCAUUCAAUAUCAUUGAUGGCAUCAAUGUCACUUUCGAUCAAUACAACAACAAUAGCAGCAACAGCAGCAGCAGCAACAGCAACAACACACUGUACAGUUUGGAUGACAGCAACGAAAUAUUGAACAUAUUGGCCAGGUUCGGCCUUUGGAUGAACUAUUAUUAUGUACCGUUUUUGGUGGGUAUCGGCAAUUUGGGCAACUUACUCUCGGUGAUGGUGUUCUACAUGACGAAAUUGCGCAAGCUGUCGUCUAGUUUCUAUUUGUCGGCAUUAGCCGUUAGCGAUACUUGUUUCCUGUGUGGCCUCUUUGUGCAGUGGUUGAAUUUUGAGAACAUACAAAUCUAUAAUCGUGAAUUCUUCUGUCCGUUCUUUACGUUCUUCAGCUAUUGGGCAUGCUUUUGUUCGGCCUGGUUUGUGGUGGCGUUCACCGUUGAACGCUUCAUUGCUGUGGCAUUUCCGCUCAGGCGUCAGACAAUGUGUACUGUGCGUCGCGCUAAAUUCGUCAUUGGCGUGCUAACGACAGUGGGCUUUGUGUAUUGUGUGCCAUUUUUCGUUUCUUCGGCGGCCAUUUACUCGCCAUAUCUGGAUGCAGUUUUAUGUGAUGUGCCAACGGAUUUUAGGAACUUUAUGACUUUCAUGAACUACUUAGAUACAUUGGUGGUUUUCGCGAUGCCGUUCAUUUCGAUAUUAGUAUUGAACUCCGUAACCAGCUAUCUCGUUUGGAAGUUUGCAAGAGUGCGACGCACAUUGACAAUGCAAAAGAGAAAAUUGUCUAGAGAAUCGUUGACGUCUUCAACUUCGUUGAAGAACCCGAAGCAGACCAGUUCGCAAAACAUUGUUACCGAUGUGCAGCUCGCAGUGGCAAGACGGAGAUCGGCAAAGCAGAAAAUCAACAGCUCGACGCAAAGGAAAGUAACCAAGAUGUUGUUAAUUGUCUCCUCCGUUUUCGUUUGCCUCAAUUUGCCCAGCUGUGUGAUGCGCAUAGAAACGUAUUUGGAGUCGCAGACAUCAAGAAACGAAAAGUCCACCAUUAUUUUGCAAUACAUUUUUCAGCUGCUCUUCAUCACAAAUUAUGGCAUAAAUUUUUUCCUUUAUUGUGUCAGCGGUCAAAACUUUCGCAAAGCAGUGGUGAUCAUGAUUCGCACCAUGUGUCAAAAGCUGAUGAUCACACAGCGUGAGGGCACCACACAAGUGACAAGAGGUAGGUAAAUGUUGUUGCCACUAAUUAGCGCAAAUAAAUGUGAAUGUGACGCUUUGGAAUUGCGCAACUUCACUUCGGGUACAUUGCAUUUCAUUGCACGGUAUGUGCGCUUGAGAAAGCUGCAAGCAAGCAACAGGUGAAAUCUCUACACACAUACUCAUUCUGUAUAUACUAGCAUCUUAAAGAAUGUUGGAAGCGAAAAUUUUUGCCUUUUUUAAUUUCAAAUAAAUCACAAAUUAAAAGCUCUGAUAGUAUAGUUUUAGUGAAAGCUUUUGAAAGAGCUUUCACUUCGAAUAAAUUAAUUUAUUUAAGUUUUCCGAAACAGUAAUUGCGGUCUUUAAGUCACAAUAUAGCCACUUUAAUUUUGUUUUUCUGUGAACAUUUAAGCAUUGAAGUUUGCGUUGGAAAUUCAAUUAAACACUGAAAGCUCAAAACGUCUAUCUACUUUUCUACGAAUUGCUACGAAUUUUAAGCAAUUAUUUUCAUACAAAAAUUUGGAAUGCUACAAUAGCAACGCAACGCUCAAUCACACCACAUUCAUUUUGUGAAUUAGUAAUAAAUUAUAUUAAGCUGUAAAAUAAAUUUUAAAACACAA